This is a messenger RNA of Macrosiphum euphorbiae (potato aphid), 693 nucleotides long. Lineage: Eukaryota; Metazoa; Arthropoda; Insecta; Hemiptera; Aphididae. The record is from the annotation of a GenBank genome assembly.
AUGGACGAGUCGUUGUCUAUUCCACGAUUGGAACUUUGUGGGGCCCUGUUACUUGCCCAAACGCUACAUCGUGUUCAACAAACCCUUGCCAAAAUGGUACAUAUCUCAUCUAUGCACGCAUGGACGGAUUCCACUGUUGUGCUCGCGUGGAUAACUACUCACCAAGUACAAUUUAAGGUAUUCGUUACAAACCGGUUGAAUAAGAUCGCGGAACUGAUACCAUCAUGCACAUGGCGUCACGUUUCCACGCUGAACAACCCAGCAGACUGUGUUUCACGCGGAAUGCAUGCCAACGAAGCACUGUCACAUACUCUGUACUGGACCGGCCCCGAGUUCCUGCGUCAACCGGAGAGUGGCUGGUCGUCCACUGGUUUUAACGUCAUGCCACUCGACAGACUCCCAGAACGUCAGAUCCCUACAGAAUCAAUUAAUCUUGUCACCGUUCCAACCCUCAGUACUGAUUGGUUACAGCGUUUUUCUUCAUUCACUCGGGUCACUCGAAUUGUCGCCCACAUGUAUCGGUUUAUAUGUCGUAUUCGAAAUCAAUUUUCAUAUUCGGGUUUUAUUCGUUGGUCAGAGCUAGAGCAUGCUCUCAAGAUAAUCGUUAAAGUUACUCAAUCACAUGAAUUUCGAGACUUAAUCAAAACCUUGUCAUGCAACAGAAAUGGUACAAUUCCACUGUCCGUUGCGUGA